AUCUAAUGCAGGGGGGAAGCAGGUAAGCACAGGGUCACCUCAAAGAUUACCAAGGAUUGUUGUAAUGAAGAGGCUGGCGGCGGAUUCAACGAACCUCCCCCCGAACCCACCUCCAUCCAGUAUCUCCACCCAAGGUACAGUACCAGUUCCAGCGAUAAAUACCCCGUUGCGCUGCAUCGCCAGAACGUCAAGGCGGCAUCACACUCACUCGCCGCAAGUUCCGAUUCAACAGCCUUCAGAUGGCUGGCUCCGGGAGCAGGCUGCGCUCAGCCGCAGUUAUCGGCGUCUUCGUCUCCAGUCUCUGCCUGACUCUCGUGCAGCUGCCAUGGCUGGCGGCGUUGUACCUCUUCCCCAGCCAGCGACCCGUCCCGGCGUGGACGUACCGGCAGGCUCUUUCUCGCUCGCUCAUCCGCUCGCUGCUGGACUUCCUGGUGGCCAUCGAGUCCAAGCCGCCACUAGACCUCGAACCCGGCAAGGACAAGGACCGCUUCAUCCUCGUCCCGCCCGCCUCGCCGCAUCUGUACCGCGACAUCCUGCUCAGCGACCCCGAGAUCAAGCCCGCCACCAUCGGCGGGCUCUGGUUCCCGCGGCCCGUGCAAGGCGCGGCCCCUGGUCCUGGACCAUCCACUGGCCGCCGCCGCCGCCGCCACGUCUUCCUCUCCUUCCACGGCGGCGCCUACGUGCUGGGCAGCGUGCGCAACAUCGACGUCAAGCAGACGAGCGAGCUGUACCUACGCCACGCGCCGGCCGGCAGCGCCGUCUUCUGUCCCGAGUACCGGCUGGCGCACGAGGCGGGCGGGCGGUGUCCAGCCGCCUUCCAGGACGCGCUGACGGCGUACGCGCACCUCGUGCUCGCUCUCAACAUCCCGCCGCGCGACAUCGUGCUGACGGGCGACUCGGCCGGCGGCCACCUGGCGCUGGCCCUGCUGCGCUACCUCAACGCGCACCGGGCCGACAUCCCCGAGCCCGGCGGCGUGCUGCUGUGGAGCCCGUGGCCUAACAUGGAGCUGACCGUCGAGGAGGGCGCCCGCCGGCCAGCUAUGGGGCGCGACAUUAUCCCCAAGAAGAUGAUUACCUGGGCGUACCGCGAGUUCCUGCCUGCGCCCCACGCGAACAUAUCGCGCAGCAAUCCGUACAUGUCGCCCAACCUGCUGGCCGUGCCCACGCGCGUGCCCAUCUGGGUCCAGUGGGGUGCUUCGGAGCUGCUGAGCGAGGACAUCGAGAAACUGGUGCGCGUGCAGCGCGAGGGCGGGCUGCAAGGUGCCAGGUUGGGUGUCUGCGAGGUUCCGCACGCGCCGCAUUGCAUCGUUGCCAUGGCGGGCAUGCUGGGUUGGACGGCCGAGGCCGAGGCAGCUGUCGAUGAGGCGAUGCGGUUUUUGGAUGAGGAGAAGUAAGCGGAGUCUGGGCGUGAAAUGAGGUUGGUCGAAAGAGAAGAAAUAAACAGACUGAGCGCCUUGAAGACUGAGCGCCUUGAGCUCAAAUGAUGAAAGAAAUCCAAGAGCC
This is a messenger RNA of Lasiosphaeria miniovina, 1503 nucleotides long. Its product is annotated as Alpha/Beta hydrolase protein. Gene Ontology annotation, molecular function: lipase activity. The record is from RefSeq and is a predicted model, not a curated record. Lineage: Eukaryota; Fungi; Ascomycota; Sordariomycetes; Sordariales; Lasiosphaeriaceae. The coding region runs from base 240 to 1394 and encodes 384 amino acids. The transcript has a single exon.